CUCACACAACAACACAACACAACUUCUAGUCUACUCUUUCACUCCCAUUUCUUUAAUAUAUAUCCAUUUUCUCAAAUUUUGGAUCCAUUUUCUAAUUCUAUUAUAAAUUACAUCAAUAGUAGUUUAAUAUGAUAUGCUGCUUUCAGAUCAAACCAUCCAAACCAUUUAAGAAUUAAUUAACUUUAUUUACCAAAUUAGUCAUAAAUAAAUCUAAAAAAAAAGCCAUAAAUAAAUCAAAGGAUUCACUUUUUUCCCCCUUUUUCUGUUACUAUUUCUUAACAAUCAUAUGAUAUUAUCUCAAAAAAAAAAAAAAAAAAAAACAAUCAUAUGAUAUUACAGUCUGACAAUUCCAUAAUUCAACUCUGUUGGUCAAUCUAUUACUAUCUUCCCUUUUCCUUUAUUUUAGUUUUCUAAUAAUAAUAAUAAUAAUUAAUUAAUUAAUUAAAAAUUAGAUUUGGAAUGUGAUGGUAAUUUAUUUUUAAUUUGACUAAUCAAAAGACCAAUUGAAUUGGGUUUGUGUUCCUCUGUUUCUGAUUCAGAAAAAACAUUCAACAUAGCCCUAGGUCUCAUCCAUCCCUAAAAAUGGAGGCUUCUCUUCUUUCCGGCGGAUUCACAGCACCCUGCAACUUUCCAACUCAACAAAAUCAACAUUCCCUCUUGCCCUCCCUCUCAUUCGUGGGCUUCCCAUCUCGAUCCUUCUUUGCACUAUUGGAAAAUGCAGCUAAAAAUGGAGCUUUAAGGGUGAAGGGCAGUAAGAAGGGGAUUCAAGCUGUGCUUGGACAACGACAAUUAGAUGAAGAAGAUGAAGAACAAGAGAAUGAUUCGUAUGCAAAUGCACUAACUUGCGUAAUGAAGUUUGGUGGGUCGUCAGUAGCUUCAGCUGAGAGAAUUAAGGAGAUAGCUCAACUCAUUCUCAGUUUUCCAGAAGAAAACCCCAUUAUUGUUCUCUCAGCUAUGGGGAAAACCACCAAUAAUCUCCUUCUUGCUGGGGAGAAGGCAGUUGGUUGUGGUGUUUCAAAUGCAUCAGAAAUCAAAGAGUUGAGCUUCAUAAAAGAGCUGCAUCACAGGACUGUUGAUGAGCUUGGAGUAGAUCGCUCUGUUAUCUCUGAACAUUUGGAAGAACUGGAGCAACUUCUGAAAGGAAUAGCUAUGAUGAAAGAGUUAACUCUUCGCACCAGAGAUUAUUUAGUUUCUUUUGGUGAAUGCAUGUCCACAAGAAUAUUUGCAGCUUAUCUCAAUAAGAUUGGUGUAAAAGCUCGCCAAUAUGAUGCAUUUGACAUUGGUUUCAUAACUACAGACGACUUCACAAAUGCAGAUAUAUUAGAAGCAACUUACCCUGCUGUGGCUAAAAGGUUACAUGAUGAUUGGAUUGCUGAUCCUGCAAUUCCAGUUGUUACUGGCUUCCUUGGAAAGGGUUGGAAAUCUUGUGCAGUUACUACCUUGGGUAGGGGCGGUAGCGAUUUGUCAGCCACUACUAUUGGUAAAGCUCUUGGCUUAAGAGAAAUUCAGGUGUGGAAGGAUGUUGAUGGUGUUUUGACCUGCGAUCCGAGCAUUUAUCCUAGUGCAAAGCCUGUGCCUGUUUUGACUUUUGAUGAAGCUGCUGAACUUGCAUACUUUGGUGCUCAGGUUUUACAUCCCCAAUCAAUGAGACCAGCUAGAGAAGGUGAUAUUCCUGUUAGGGUCAAAAAUUCGUACAAUCCAAAAGCUCCUGGCACGCUCAUCACUAAAACCAGAGAUAUGACAGAGGCUGUUCUAACCAGCAUAGUUUUGAAACGUAAUGUUACGAUGCUCGAUAUUGUGAGUACACGCAUGCUUGGUCAAGUUGGGUUCCUUGCAAAGGUUUUCUCAAUCUUCGAGGAUUUGGGCAUUUCCGUAGAUGUUGUUGCUACUAGUGAAGUUAGUUUAUCUUUGACAUUGGAUCCUGCAAAGCUCUGGAGCAGAGAUCUAAUCCAGCAGGAACUUGACAAUGUAGAGGAAGAGCUUGAGAAAAUUGCACGCGUGAAACUUUUGCAGCAUAGAUCAAUCAUCUCUCUUAUCGGGAAUGUUCAGCGUUCUUCAUUGAUUCUUGAGAAGGCAUUUCAUGUUCUUAGGACACAUGAUAUCAAUGUUCAAAUGAUCUCACAAGGGGCAUCCAAGGUGAACAUAUCAUUGAUUGUAAAUGAUAGUGAAGCUGAAAGAUGUAUUGAGGCCCUUCACCAGACCUUCUUUGAGAGUGGUAAAGUAACAGAAGAGAAUGGGUCCUUGGCAGAUGACCUUUGUGACGUGUUGGUCAACUAAUACCAAUACUAAUAUUAAAUACCCUUCUUCUUUAUGUUAAGGUUUAUCAUUCAUUCCGAUCCAAGUUGAAACAUUGCAAAAAGUUAUUGGUUGUGCUGUUGGCCUCUUGUAAUAGACAGUGUAACCAUGACAGAUAUAAAUUUAAUAUGCAUAUUACACUUUACUCUAAUGCUAGUAUUUUAACAUAAUAAUAAAAUUUGAUUUAAUAUAACCAAAUUUAAAAAUUAAAUUAUUGUAUA
Molecule: messenger RNA, 2516 nt
Organism: Cannabis sativa
Lineage: Eukaryota; Viridiplantae; Streptophyta; Magnoliopsida; Rosales; Cannabaceae
Product: aspartokinase 1, chloroplastic
Exons: 13
Coding region: 583-2277 (564 amino acids)
Biological process (GO): amino acid biosynthetic process
Cellular component (GO): chloroplast stroma
Molecular function (GO): aspartate kinase activity
Source: RefSeq, a predicted model, not a curated record